Molecule: messenger RNA, 1008 nt
Organism: Soboliphyme baturini
Lineage: Eukaryota; Metazoa; Nematoda; Enoplea; Dioctophymatida; Soboliphymatidae
Source: the annotation of a GenBank genome assembly
AUGGUACGACGAUGUAAUAUUAGCCUUAUUUUGCGCUGGUGCUUGCGGAAGGUUUCGAAAUGGAGGUGUGCUAUUCUUCUGUUAGCGUCUUUUUUCGUGCUGUAUGCGACGUGGCUGAACGGGCAUUGCUUGACGAUGGAUUCGCGAGAAAUCGUUGGUGGAAAAAAUGCCAGUCAGUUGUUUCGGAUGUUCGGCUCGAUUCCUAAACAAACCAUCGUUUCCAACCGUUCAUCAGACGAGCGCCACGAGUUAGACAUUAGGCAAGUUCAUUAUGCGGUCUCGAAAACGGAUGUCUGCGAAAAACAGCACUCGCCGUUCAUCGUCAUUUUCGUCCCCAGCCAUCCGUUGUUUUUCAAGCGUCGCAUGGUACUGCGAAAGUUCUGGAAUCUCUACAGCCAGAAAUUGCAUAAUUUUGCUGUAGUACUGUUGUUCAUCGUCGGUCGUUACGUGGCAGACCUGAGGGUAGAAAUUCAAGUGUCCCUUGCGGUUGACGCGGAGGAAGGCGUGUUCCAUGACAUUCUGAAGGGCACGUUCGAAGACACGUAUGGAAACCUGCUUUUAAAGUCUAUCCUAAUGCUGAAGUGGACCACUGAACACUGCCCGAAGGCAACAUUGAUUAUGAAAAUGGACGACGACGCGGUGAUUGAUUACUCGCAGCUUUCCAAGACACUAGAGCGUUUCGAAAGCCCGAAAAGAACCAUAAUCUGUCAUGUUUGGACUGACUCGAAACCAAGGCGCAAUGCCAGAGAUAAAUGGUUUCUGCCAGAUCGUGAAUACAAUAUUAGCCAAUUCAAGCCUUACUGUUCCGGUUCCGCGUACCUCAUAUCCGGUGAUUCCGUUCCACUUCUUUAUAGGAAAGCCAUGACUUGUCCGGUGGUCUGGUUGGAAGACUUACAUAUCACUGGAAAUCUGGCUUCGGAAUUACAACUGCGACUGGUAGACGUGAGGUUUUACAGGAACUUUCAUAACUUUUACGAUUACCUAUAUCCGUCGUUGAGAUACUGCUGA